AUGCCAGUACUGGCCGAUUAUUCGCCCUUAAGCAAAUUAGAUGCUCAUUCGGAGAAUGGAAAUCUUCAAGAUGCUAUUAAUAAUAAUUCGUUACGAGGCACGCAUUUUGGGGAAGAAGAAAUGUUGAAAAUAUUUCGAGGAAUUUGCUAUGCUGUUCGAGCACUCCAUAAUUACAAACUUCCCAGUGUUUAUAGAACGGAAUUUACAAACGGAAAUACACUCCCUAAUGGACCUAUUAUAAAUAAUAAUAUACUCAGCCAAGUAGCGUCAACGCAACCCCAAGCAGAGGAGAAUAUUGUACCAUUUGCGCAUAGAGAUAUUAAACCUGGUAAUAUAUUAAUGUCCGAUGACAUGCAAACUCCUGUCCUAAUGGAUUUUGGCUCUUUAAUCCGGGCAAGGAUAAAGGUUGAUAACAGAAGCAAUGCUUUGGUGCAACAAGAAUUAGCAGCAGAAAAGUCUACUAUGUCUUAUCGUGCCCCAGAAUUAUUUGAUGUCAAAACUAAUAUUGAAUUGGAUGAAAAAUCAUUGGGAUGUACACUUUAUGCUAUGGCCUACGGAAAAUCGCCUUUCGAGAAUAGUAUUAAUGAACAAGGAGGUUCAAUAGCAUUAGCUGUUCUUAGUAAUCAAUUUAAAUUCCCCGAUACUAAAGAUGAUAUCUACUCUCAAGACUUUAGAAAUUUGGUUGGCUUUUUGUUAGCAGUAGAUCCGAAAGAUCGGCCUAAUAUCCAUCAGGUAAUAGAGAGAGUUGAUUCAUUGAUUGAACAGCUGAGUUCUAGAAACCUUGGCACAAAUAUUUAA
Messenger RNA from Cetraspora pellucida, 798 nucleotides. NCBI's taxonomy places the organism in Eukaryota, Fungi, Glomeromycota, Glomeromycetes, Diversisporales, Gigasporaceae. The record is from the annotation of a GenBank genome assembly.